This is a messenger RNA of Sciurus carolinensis (gray squirrel), 15666 nucleotides long. It is a transcript of the gene Kalrn, whose product is annotated as kalirin RhoGEF kinase. The transcript is spliced from 60 exons. Lineage: Eukaryota; Metazoa; Chordata; Mammalia; Rodentia; Sciuridae. Gene Ontology annotation, biological process: protein phosphorylation; axon guidance; intracellular signal transduction. The coding region runs from base 380 to 9343 and encodes 2987 amino acids. Gene Ontology annotation, molecular function: protein binding; ATP binding; guanyl-nucleotide exchange factor activity. The record is from RefSeq and is a predicted model, not a curated record. Gene Ontology annotation, cellular component: postsynaptic density; cytoplasm.
GGCUGAACAAUAGAGACAGGCAGACGGGCGAGGAGGAGAGCCAGCUGCCGCUGCUGGGGGACAGCGGGGCGCCCAGGCAGCCCGGACCCUAGCCCCGGGCCCCGGCCCGGCCAGACAGCAGGCGGCCAGCGCCCCAGGGAAGGGGCACCAUGGGGGAGCCGGCGGCCGGCGCCCCCAACCCGCCGCGCGCCGCCGCCUGAGGGAGCUCGGCGUCCUCUGCCCCAGCCCCGCGCCCUAGCGCCUGCCCUCGAAGCCCCGCGGUCGCUGGCUCUGCGGCCACGGCCGCUACACCCCGCGCCCUCCGCCCACCGGGCGCCGAGCCGUCCUCGGCCCCAGGCUUCGCCGGUCCCCGGCUGCCCGCGGACACCCUCUUCCAGUCAUGAACCCCCCGGAGGGGGCAGCGGAGGAAGGAGGAGCAGCCGACUCGGACGUGGACGCCUUUUUCCGGACAGGGUCUUUUCGGAAUGAUGGUUUGAAAGCUUCUGAUGUCCUUCCCAUCCUAAAGGAAAAAGUGGCCUUCGUGUCUGGGGGCCGUGAUAAGCGAGGUGGACCCAUCCUGACCUUCCCUGCUCGCAGCAAUCAUGACAGAAUAAGACAGGAAGACCUGCGGAAACUGGUGACGUAUUUGGCCAGCGUGCCAAGUGAGGACGUAUGCAAACGUGGCUUCACCGUCAUCAUCGACAUGCGGGGCUCCAAGUGGGACCUCAUCAAGCCCCUCCUCAAAACGCUACAGGAAGCCUUUCCAGCUGAGAUCCAUGUGGCCCUCAUCAUCAAACCCGACAACUUCUGGCAGAAACAGAAGACCAACUUUGGCAGCUCCAAAUUCAUCUUUGAGACGAGCAUGGUGUCUGUGGAGGGCCUCACAAAGCUGGUGGACCCCUCCCAGCUGACGGAGGAAUUCGAUGGCUCCCUGGACUACAACCACGAGGAGUGGAUUGAGCUUCGGCUCUCCCUGGAAGAGUUCUUCAACAGUGCAGUCCACCUGCUCUCGCGCCUUGAGGACCUGCAGGAGAUGCUUGCCCGAAAGGAGUUCCCGGUGGAUGUGGAGGGCUCUCGGCGGCUCAUUGAUGAGCACACGCAGCUCAAGAAAAAGGUGCUGAAGGCCCCCGUGGAGGAGCUGGACCGGGAGGGGCAGCGGCUGCUGCAGUGCAUCCGCUGCAGUGAUGGCUUCUCAGGGCGCAACUGUAUUCCCGGCAGUGCCGACUUCCAGAGCCUCGUGCCCAAGAUCACCAGCCUCCUGGAUAAGCUGCACUCCACCCGGCAGCACCUGCAUCAGAUGUGGCAUGUGCGCAAGCUCAAGCUGGACCAGUGUUUCCAGCUACGACUCUUCGAGCAGGAUGCUGAGAAGAUGUUCGACUGGAUAAGCCACAACAAGGAGUUGUUUCUCCAGAGCCAUACGGAGAUUGGAGUCAGCUACCAGCACGCCCUAGACCUCCAGACGCAGCACAAUCACUUCGCCAUGAACUCCAUGAAUGCCUAUGUCAAUAUCAACCGCAUCAUGUCUGUGGCUUCCCGCCUCUCUGAGGCUGGCCAUUAUGCCUCCCAGCAAAUCAAGCAGAUCUCCACACAGCUGGACCAGGAGUGGAAGAGCUUCGCCGCUGCCCUGGAUGAACGCAGCACCAUCCUGGCCAUGUCUGCCGUGUUCCAUCAGAAGGCUGAACAGUUCUUGUCAGGAGUGGAUGCCUGGUGCAAGAUGUGCAGUGAAGGUGGCCUACCGUCUGAGAUGCAGGACCUGGAGCUGGCGAUCCACCACCACCAGUCCUUGUAUGAGCAGGUGACCCAGGCCUACACGGAGGUCAGCCAGGAUGGCAAAGCACUGCUGGAUGUGUUGCAACGUCCCCUGAGUCCUGGGAACUCUGAGUCCCUCACAGCCACAGCCAACUACUCCAAGGCGGUGCACCAGGUGCUGGAUGUGGUGCACGAGGUGCUGCACCACCAGCGGCGGCUUGAGAGCAUCUGGCAGCACCGCAAAGUGCGGCUCCACCAGCGGCUGCAGCUCUGUGUCUUCCAGCAGGACGUGCAGCAGGUGUUGGACUGGAUUGAAAACCAUGGUGAGGCCUUUCUCAGCAAACACACCGGGGUUGGGAAGUCCCUGCAUCGAGCUCGAGCCCUGCAGAAGAGGCAUGAUGAUUUUGAAGAAGUGGCUCAGAAUACGUACACCAAUGCGGACAAGCUCCUAGAAGCUGCGGAACAGUUGGCUCAGACAGGGGAAUGUGACCCAGAGGAGAUCUAUAAGGCAGCUCGACACCUGGAGGUGCGCAUCCAAGACUUCGUGCGCAGGGUGGAGCAGCGGAAGCUUCUCCUGGACAUGUCUGUCUCCUUUCACACACACACCAAAGAGUUGUGGACAUGGAUGGAAGACCUGCAAAAGGAGAUGCUGGAAGAUGUCUGUGCAGACUCUGUGGAUGCGGUCCAGGAACUGAUCAAGCAGUUCCAGCAGCAGCAGACCGCCACCCUGGAUGCCACUCUAAAUGUCAUCAAGGAAGGCGAAGACCUUAUCCAGCAGCUCAGGUCAGCGCCUCCCUCCCUGGGGGAGCCCAGCGAGGCCAGGGACUCAGCUGUGUCCAACAAUAAGACACCCCACAGUAGCUCCAUCAGCCACAUUGAGUCUGUCCUGCAGCAACUGGAUGAUGCCCAGGUACAGAUGGAGGAGCUAUUCCAUGAACGGAAAAUCAAACUGGACAUUUUCCUGCAGCUGCGCAUUUUUGAACAGUACACCAUUGAGGUGACAGCAGAGCUGGAUGCCUGGAAUGAGGACUUGCUCCGGCAGAUGAAUGACUUCAACACGGAGGAUCUGACCCUAGCAGAGCAGCGUCUGCAGCGCCACACAGAAAGGAAGCUAGCCAUGAAUAAUAUGACCUUUGAAGUCAUCCAGCAGGGCCAGGAUCUGCACCAAUACAUCAUGGAAGUCCAGGCUUCUGGAAUUGAGUUAAUCUGUGAAAAAGACAUUGAUCUGGCAGCCCAGGUGCAAGAACUACUAGAGUUUCUCCAUGAGAAGCAGCAUGAAUUGGAGCUCAACGCGGAACAGACCCACAAGCGGCUAGAGCAGUGUCUCCAACUGCGGCACCUCCAGGCUGAGGUCAAACAGGUCCUGGGAUGGAUCCGCAAUGGAGAGUCAAUGCUCAACGCCAGCCUGGUCAAUGCCAGCUCUUUGUCCGAAGCAGAACAGCUACAGCGGGAGCACGAGCAGUUCCAACUGGCCAUCGAGUCCCUCUUUCAUGCCACUUCCUUGCAGAAGACGCACCAGAGUGCCCUGCAGGUACAGCAGAAAGCCGAGGCGCUGCUCCAGGCCGGCCAUUAUGAUGCGGAUGCCAUCCGGGAAUGUGCUGAGAAGGUGGCCCUCCACUGGCAGCAGCUGAUGCUGAAGAUGGAGGAUCGGUUAAAACUGGUCAACGCAUCUGUGGCCUUUUACAAAACUUCUGAACAGGUAUGCAGUGUCCUGGAGAGCUUAGAGCAAGAAUACCGGAGAGAUGAGGACUGGUGUGGUGGAAGAGAUAAACUGGGGCCGGCUGCAGAGAUCGACCAUGUUAUUCCACUCAUCAGCAAACAUUUGGAACAAAAGGAGGCCUUCCUUAAGGCCUGCACCCUGGCACGGCGGAACGCUGAGGUGUUUCUCAAGUACAUCCACAGGAACAACGUCAGCAUGCCCAGUGUUGCUAGCCACACUCGGGGACCUGAGCAGCAAGUGAAAGCCAUCUUGAGUGAGCUCUUACAGCGGGAGAAUCGUGUUCUACACUUCUGGACCUUGAAGAAACGGCGGUUAGACCAGUGCCAGCAAUAUGUGGUAUUUGAGCGCAGUGCUAAGCAGGCACUGGACUGGAUCCAAGAAACGGGUGAAUAUUACCUCUCAACACAUACCUCCACUGGAGAGACCACAGAGGAGACUCAGGAGCUGCUGAAAGAAUAUGGGGAAUUCAGGGUACCUGCCAAGCAAACGAAGGAGAAGGUGAAGCUCCUGAUUCAGUUGGCUGAUAGCUUUGUGGAAAAAGGCCACAUUCAUGCCACAGAGAUAAGGAAAUGGGUGACCACGGUGGACAAGCACUACAGAGAUUUCUCCUUGAGGAUGGGAAAGUAUCGGUACUCCCUGGAGAAAGCCCUAGGAGUCAACACAGAGGAUAACAAGGACCUGGAGCUGGACAUCAUCCCAGCAAGCCUGUCAGAUCGUGAGGUCAAACUAAGGGAUGCCAACCAUGAAGUCAAUGAAGAGAAGCGGAAGUCAGCCCGGAAGAAAGAAUUCAUUAUGGCUGAACUACUCCAGACAGAGAAGGCUUAUGUCAGGGACUUACAUGAGUGCUUGGAGACUUACCUGUGGGAAAUGACCAGUGGUGUGGAAGAAAUCCCCCCUGGGAUCCUCAAUAAAGAGCACAUCAUCUUUGGCAACAUCCAGGAGAUCUACGAUUUUCAUAACAACAUCUUCCUCAAAGAGCUGGAGAAAUACGAGCAGCUGCCUGAGGACGUGGGACAUUGCUUUGUCACCUGGGCAGACAAAUUUCAGAUGUAUGUUACCUAUUGUAAAAACAAGCCUGAUUCCAACCAGCUGAUCCUGGAGCAUGCCGGCACCUUCUUUGAUGAGAUACAGCAGCGGCACGGUCUGGCCAACUCCAUCUCUUCCUACUUAAUUAAGCCAGUCCAGAGGAUCACCAAGUACCAACUGCUCCUGAAGGAACUUUUAACUUGCUGUGAAGAAGGGAAAGGGGAGCUCAAGGAUGGCCUGGAGGUGAUGCUCAGUGUCCCCAAGAAAGCCAACGAUGCCAUGCAUGUCAGCAUGCUGGAAGGGUUCGACGAGAACUUGGACGUGCAGGGGGAGUUGAUUCUCCAGGAUGCCUUUCAAGUGUGGGAUCCGAAGUCUCUGAUCCGGAAGGGACGGGAGCGGCAUUUGUUCCUCUUUGAGAUCUCCUUGGUUUUUAGCAAGGAGAUCAAAGACUCUUCAGGACACACGAAAUAUGUUUACAAGAACAAGCUACUGACCUCAGAGCUGGGUGUGACCGAGCAUGUAGAGGGCGACCCCUGCAAAUUCGCCUUGUGGUCUGGGCGCACCCCAUCCUCAGACAAUAAAACAGUGCUCAAAGCUUCCAACAUCGAAACCAAGCAGGAAUGGAUCAAGAACAUUCGAGAAGUGAUUCAAGAAAGGAUCAUUCACCUGAAAGGAGCUUUAAAGGAGCCAAUUCAGCUCCCCAAAACACCAGCCAAACAGAGGAACAAUAGUAAGAGGGAUGGAGUGGAGGAUGUUGACAGCCAGGGUGAUGGGAGCAGCCAGCCAGACACCAUCUCCAUUGCCUCUAGGACCUCUCAGAACACAGUGGACAGUGACAAGCUCUCUGGCGGGUGUGAGCUGACCGUGGUCCUCCAGGACUUCAGCGCAGGCCACAGCAGCGAGCUGACCAUCCAGGUGGGGCAGACUGUGGAGCUGUUGGAGCGGCCCAGCGAGCGGCCUGGCUGGUGUCUGGUCCGCACCACGGAACGGAGCCCUCCCCAGGAGGGCCUGGUCCCCAGCAGCGCCCUGUGCAUCUCCCAUUCCCGCAGCAGCGUAGAAAUGGACUGCUUCUUCCCGUUGGUGAAAGAUGCAUACUCUCAUUCCUCCAGUGAAAACGGAGGCAAAUCUGAGUCCGUGGCCAACUUGCAGGCUCAGCCUUCCCUGAACUCCAUCCACAGUUCCCCGGGUCCCAAGCGCUCCACCAACACCCUGAAGAAGUGGCUUACCAGUCCCGUACGUCGGCUCAACAGUGGGAAAGCAGAUGGAAACAUCAAAAAACAAAAGAAAGUACGUGAUGGCCGGAAAAGCUUCGACCUGGGCUCUCCCAAGCCUGGGGAUGAGACCACCCCUCAAGGAGACAGCGCCGAUGAGAGCAAGAAAGGUUGGGGUGAAGAUGAGCCAGAUGAAGAGUCACACACCCCCCUCCCUCCUCCCAUGAAGAUCUUUGACAACGACCCCACACAGGACGAGAUGUCCUCCUCUUUGCUAGCAGCCCGGCAGGCUUCCACAGAAGUACCUACUGCUGCAGACCUUGUCAGUGCAAUAGAAAAGUUGGUCAAAAGCAAGCUGACUCUCGAAGGAGGCACCUACCGGGGGAGCUUAAAAGACCCCACAGGCUGCCUGAAUGAGGGGAUGACCCCACCUACUCCUCCUAGAAACUUGGAAGAAGAACAGAAGGCCAAGGCCUUGAGAGGCAGGAUGUUUGUCCUGAAUGAGCUGGUACAGACAGAGAAAGAUUAUGUCAAGGACCUGGGGAUUGUGGUGGAGGGCUUCAUGAAGAGGAUAGAAGAGAAGGGCGUCCCUGAGGAUAUGCGAGGGAAGGAUAAAAUCGUGUUUGGGAACAUUCACCAGAUUUAUGACUGGCAUAAGGAUUUUUUUCUGGCUGAACUGGAAAAAUGUAUCCAAGAGCAAGACAGACUGGCCCAGCUCUUUAUUAAACAUGAGCGGAAGCUGCACAUCUACGUGUGGUACUGCCAGAAUAAGCCGCGCUCGGAGUACAUCGUAGCUGAGUAUGAUGCCUACUUUGAGGAGGUAAAGCAGGAGCUAAAUCAAAGGCUAACGCUUAGUGACUUCCUUAUCAAGCCCAUUCAGAGAAUAACAAAAUACCAGCUGCUCCUCAAGGACUUCCUGAGAUACAGUGAGAAGGCUGGUUUGGAGUGUUCAGAUAUCGAGAAAGCUGUGGAGUUAAUGUGCCUUGUUCCCAAACGCUGCAAUGACAUGAUGAAUCUGGGACGCCUGCAGGGCUUUGAGGGCACCCUGACGGCCCAGGGCAAGCUGCUGCAGCAGGACACAUUCUAUGUCAUUGAGCUGGAUGCUGGUAUGCAGUCCCGGACCAAAGAGAGGCGUGUAUUCCUCUUCGAGCAGAUUGUCAUCUUCAGUGAACUGCUCCGGAAGGGCUCCCUUACACCAGGCUACAUGUUCAAAAGGAGCAUCAAGAUGAAUUACUUGGUCCUGGAGGAGAAUGUGGACAAUGACCCCUGUAAAUUCGCCCUCAUGAACAGGGAGACUUCCGAAAGGGUCAUUCUGCAAGCCGCCAACUCAGACAUCCAGCAGGCCUGGGUGCAGGACAUCAAUCAAGUCUUAGAAACACAGAGAGACUUCUUAAAUGCACUACAGUCACCCAUUGAGUAUCAGCGGAAAGAACGGAGCACGGCCGUGAUGCGGUCCCAGCCUGCUAGGGUGCCACAAGCCAGCCCCAGGCCCUACUCUUCUGUCCCCGUGGGCUCAGAGAAGCCCCCGAAGGGCUCCACCUACAACCCACCUCUGCCACCCCUGAAGAUAUCUACCUCCAAUGGCAGUCCAGGGUUUGACUACCACCAAUCUGGGGACAAGUUUGAGGCCAGCAAGAAUGACUUGGGUGGCUGCAACGGGACCUCCUCCAUGGCUGUGAUCAAAGAUUACUAUGCACUGAAGGAGAAUGAAAUCUGCGUGAGCCAAGGUGAGGUGGUCCAGGUCCUCGCCGUCAACCAGCAGAACAUGUGCCUGGUGUACCAGCCUGCCAGCGACCAUUCCCCCGCAGCUGAGGGCUGGGUCCCCGGCAGCAUCCUGGCGCCCCUCACCAAAGCCACAGCAGCAGCAGAAAAUAGCGACGGGAGCAUCAAGAAGUCAUGUUCAUGGCAUACUCUACGCAUGAGAAAGCGGGCGGAAGUGGAGAACACGGGUAAAAAUGAAGCCACAGGGCCUCGUAAACCCAAGGAUAUUCUGGGCAACAAAGUCUCUGUUAAAGAGACGAACAGUUCCGAGGAGUCAGAGUGUGAUGAUCUUGACCCUAAUACUAGCAUGGAGAUCUUAAAUCCAAAUUUCAUCCAAGAAGUGGCACCAGAGUUCCUUGUGCCCUUAGUGGAUGUGACCUGUUUGCUGGGGGACACAGUGAUGCUCCAGUGCAAAGUCUGUGGGCGGCCGAAACCCACCAUCACCUGGAAGGGUCCCGACCAGAACAUCCUCGACACUGACAACAGCUCGGCCACAUAUACUGUCUCCUCCUGUGAUUCUGGGGAAAUCACCCUGAAGAUCUGCAAUCUGAUGCCCCAGGACAGUGGGAUUUAUACCUGCAUAGCAACGAAUGAUCAUGGGACUGCAUCCACAUCUGCCACAGUUAAGGUGCAAGGGGUUCCAGCAGCCCCCAACCGCCCCAUUGCCCAGGAGAGGAGCUGCACCUCUGUGAUUCUCCGCUGGUUGCCCCCGGCCAGCACAGGGAAUUGCACCAUUUCGGGUUACACCGUGGAGUACCGGGAGGAAGGUUCCCAGGUCUGGCAGCAGUCAGUAGCUUCAACCUUGGACACUUACCUUGUCAUCGAAGACCUCAGUCCUGGGUGUCCCUAUCAGUUCAGGGUCAGUGCCAGCAACCCCUGGGGAAUCAGUCUUCCCAGUGAACCCUCGGAGUUCGUCCGACUUCCGGAGUAUGAUGCGGCCGCGGAUGGUGCCACCAUUUCUUGGAAGGAAAAUUUUGAUUCCGCUUAUACUGAGCUGAAUGAAAUUGGAAGAGGCCGUUUCUCUAUAGUGAAAAAAUGCAUUCACAAAGCCACCCGCAAAGAUGUCGCCGUGAAAUUCGUGAGCAAAAAAAUGAAGAAAAAGGAACAGGCUGCCCACGAGGCUGCCCUGCUUCAGCACCUGCAGCACCCACAGUACAUCACUCUCCAUGACACCUACGAGUCCCCCACAUCCUACAUCCUGAUUUUGGAACUGAUGGAUGAUGGCCGGCUCUUAGACUACCUUAUGAAUCAUGAUGAGUUGAUGGAGGAAAAAGUAGCUUUCUACAUCCGAGACAUCAUGGAGGCUCUGCAGUACCUUCACAACUGCAGGGUUGCACAUUUGGACAUUAAGCCUGAAAACCUGCUCAUUGACCUACGAAUUCCAGUGCCUCGGGUGAAGCUCAUUGACUUGGAAGAUGCUGUCCAGAUCUCAGGCCACUUCCACAUCCACCACCUGCUGGGGAACCCUGAGUUUGCUGCCCCAGAAGUGAUCCAAGGCAUCCCGGUCUCCCUGGGCACAGACAUCUGGAGCAUUGGGGUUCUGACAUAUGUCAUGCUGAGUGGGGUCUCCCCCUUCUUAGAUGAGAGCAAAGAGGAGACAUGUAUCAAUGUGUGCAGGGUGGACUUCAGCUUCCCCCAUGAAUACUUCUGUGGCGUGAGCAAUGCCGCCAGAGAUUUCAUCAACGUAAUCCUACAGGAAGACUUUCGGAGGCGACCCACAGCAGCCACUUGCCUGCAGCAUCCCUGGCUGCAGCCCCACAAUGGUAGCUACUCCAAGAUCCCCCUGGACACCUCCCGCCUGGCAUGCUUCAUAGAACGCCGCAAGCACCAGAAUGAUGUGCGUCCUGUUCCCAAUGUUAAGAGCUACAUUGUCAACCGGGUGAACCAGGGGACAUAGCCGUCUCCCAGCUCCGGAGGUUUCACAUAAAAGUGCCAUGUGAACCAAAGCAAGACUGAAUGUGUCUGUAAAUAAUUCUGUUCGUGAAUUCACCCCAUGCAGUUCUCUGAAUUGAGAGAUGUCCUCUUAAAUCUCAUCAGUGGUUAUUCAGGUCAAUCAUGGGUUAUUUGAGCAGUGGUAAAAGUCACCCUAAAUCCAGGACUUUCCAGAAGGUCAUCCUGAAAAAAAUAAAGAUGCAAAGAGUUGUAGAGAGCAUUAAAAGAAAGGGCAAGGAGAACAAGACUAUUAGCAGUUAUAAAAUUUUAAUUGUACAUUCCAAAACCAGUGGUUAAGUGGGCAAACCUUAAGCUCAGAACGAGAGUGUUACAGGUUUCUGACUUUGCUGAAAAUUUACACAAAAAAAAUUCUAUUUAACAGAGAUGUCAUAUAUGUCAACUAUUCUGGUUUAGAUGACUUAGAUAUAGUUUCUUAAUAGGAUACAUAUACACAUACAAAGUAGAUCACUUCAGGUUUCAGAGUUUUAUAAUAUAGUUAUAUAUGAAAUCAAUCAUAAGUAACUUUAAGUGCUCCAGUUAAGACAGUAAUUUAUUUAAUGAAGCAUUACAUUGUUUUGACUAAGCACAAUUAGAUGACAAGUUUUUUAGAGCAUUUUAUAAAUCUUGUAUAGAAAUCUUUUACCAGAACCUGUGCAUUAAGAGAAAGCAAUGUUACCCUUUUGCAAUCUGUGAGUGAGAAGAUUUUUUUUCUCUCAAUCAUGGGUUAUUUGAUUAAGAUAGGUUCUGUAUACGAAAUACUACCCCUGAAUUUACUGGCGGCUGAGAGUUCACCUGGCAGGAAAGCCUACCAGGAAACAAGCCCAAAUCCAGUAAGAGUUGUGGGGUUAUUUUUAUGUCUACACCUGGCUUGAAAUAGGUAAACAAAUACCACAGGUUCAUACAAAAGGGCAAAUAGAAACCUUUCCUACAGUUUCAAUGAACAAGGUACCAAUACUUUCUGAUUUCUUCUACAGCUAUAGAAUACAAUCUUCAGAAAGUUGGCUUGUUUUAUUUCUAACCCCUUCGGAAGCUAAGGGGUGCUUACCAAAAGGAGGCAGCCAUACAAGCCUUUUAAAGGCCUGGUCCUAAGUCCUUUAUGAAGCCAUGGAGCAAAAUGUGAUACAUCACCUGAACAGAGCAUUGAGUUUUAACUGAGAUUGCAAUACCUAUCACCACCUAGCCACCAAUACUUCUCUGGACUAAAAGGACUAAUUGUAUUUUGAGGCCAAUGCUGCUUUCUGGUGUAUAGUCUCCAUACAAGAUUACUAACUGCCCUUUUUCCCUCUGAGGGGAAAACAAUUAAACCUGGGCGUUUCAUGGUUUUUGCUUUUGUUUGUUUGGGGGGAGGCGGAGUUUUUGUUUCUCGUGUUUGUACAUGAUCCACUCUUUGUUUUCUGGAAUGUGUUUUGAAAAUUUCUUUUAUGCAAAUAACAUUCUAAAAAAAUGUAAUUCAAGUGUUUGUUCAAAUCAGGUUAAAUGGCAUUGCUUCUCUCCUAUGAAUGGGAUUGAGAAAAUUAAAAUCAUGCCACACCAAAGUGCGAGCAAUUAGGUUUGUGGAUCAAUACAACCACAAAUCUAAUUAGAUGAGAAGGAAAUGGUGGAAACUAAGCCUGAACUUUAAUCUAUAAACACACUUACUCCCAAGUGGAAAUGUCGAAUUAAAAAUACUCAUCGUUCUUUUCCAUUCGUUUCAAAGUCAGCUUACUCAUCCACACUCCACCUCAUACCAUUCAAGAUUAUAGACUUAAAAAUUAGUAGAAAGUACAAGCAAUAAGGCUAGAUAGCACUUAAUAUUUUGGGGAUUAACCAAACAUAUGGACACAGACUCUGACUGUCUAGUUUCCUAGUUUUCAAAUGGCCCUGGGUCGCCAAGCCUCACCCCUCAGAGCUCUCCAACCCUUCCCAGACUUCACUGAAGCUGUUGUGUACAAACAGAUCCCAUACGAUACAAUAUUUUAAAGUUUAAAAUAUGUUUACUAAAAGCCAUUUUAGUAAAUAUGUCCUCAUUAUGGGAUGUAGCAUUAAAGAGGGAAGCCUGGUCCAUAGAGAUUAUCAUGGGAUAGAUUGCAGGCUCUGAGCGUUUCAAAUAUCCAUAAAAUGUGGCUUGGUUGGUUCUUUCCACUGUGUCUGACCUGAAUAAACAGCUUCCUCCCGAGAGUCAUUUAGAGUUGUUAGGACAACCUGAGUUUCUGCUGGAGAAGGGAAGGGUCUAGGACUCAGGUGCUCAGACUGCUACCUGCGGGUAAUAUUGAAAUCCUGUGGCAGGGCAGGGCGGGUGGUCAACAGAAUUAACAUUGUUAGACAAAGCUUUCAUAUUCACUUUUACAUCGGAGCUGGGAUUAUCCAGAUGUGGGCUGCAUGGAAUCUGUCCCUAAGAAUAUAUAUUGGGUAGGACAGGAAAGGAGGGACAUAGAAAUGAAAAGUAGAGUGACUUUGUUAACUGGAGCCAAAGUACAAUCAUUAGAAUAGAAUGAACUUAACAGAGGCCCUAAGAGAAAGGGAGCAUAUUUUAUAUAGUUUGAUAACUGAAGAAAACUGAUAGGGAGGCUCCCUAUCUGUAAAGCUCCUGGUUCCUCCCAGCAGAGAUAAAAUGGUCUUGUUUCAAGAAUUCUCUAUAGCAACCUGAAAAUAAGACAACCCAGAAGAUGAGCUGGGAAAUAUAGUUUAGGUUGCUCUGUGGGCAACAGAGGCAGAGGAGGAAGGAUCAGGGACCACUCUCUUGUACCUGUUUUGGCAGAGAGAUUUAUCACUUGGUAGCAGAGCAGAAAGAAGAGAAAAUAGUUCACUUCUACUAUAAUCAUGGUAGUGCUUAGUAGGAAUGAACGUCCAACAAAAAAUGAGAAAAACAAAUGUUGGUGGAAGUCACAGGUGUCUUGCUUGGCUUACAUCAUGCAUAGGGUUUAGAGCAUUUUGUUUUAUGUUGUAGGGGUGGGAUGCAGAAUGAAGGAAAAGAUCAGGGACAACCCAUGGUCACUUGUAAGAAGUAUAAUAAUUUCCUACGUCUUUUACAUUUGUUUCAAAUUAAAUAGAUUUUUAUCCACUUACAGCUGAAUGUGGUAAAAAUUUUUAAGAAAAAAAAACAAUUGUAAUGUUAGAGGUAUCCUUCAGGUCUCUCCCAGCCAUAAACAAUCUAAGGGGGAGUGAAGGAGGCAGAGGAGAAAUCUGGCUUCGCUGCUUUGUGGUCCACAAAGCUUUUAUAAAUAGUAGUGCCUUUCAGAGGGGGAGGAUGGGAGAUGAAGAAGUUCAUUGCAUUUAGAUUUACUGAUAUUGCAGUAUUUUUCUUUAUUUUUAAAGUAUGAAAACACCUGAAUAUAGGAUGAGACCAGGAAUUCUUGAGUUUCAAUCUCAGCUAUUCCAGAUUCAUCCUUUCUUACAGAAAGCCUUUGUUUUUUUCUGCCCCAAAUGUACCCAUUGGUAAAAUGGGAGUUAGGGGGGAAGGAGAGAGAACAAAUCUCUUACGAAUGUUGAGAAAAUAAAUAUAGUUGGAACAUCUAUAAAAAACUUUGAUUUUUUUAAAGUGCUACACACUGCCAGUGCUAAGAGUUUUAUUGAUAGUAACUUUGAACAUUCCAGGUUUUCAAUAUUCAUGUCUUUAGAUACCAUUUACAAAGUUGUGAGAUUAAAUCCUGUGAAUUGCUUUUAAUUGGAAGCACUAGGUGCUCUUUGUCUAAAUGUGAUUUGGUCUUACCUUAUAGUUUUAAUCAUUUAAGAGCCUGUCUACAGAAAAGGGUUAGGAGAGCUGAUGAAGUCUUAUGUCCACAAACAGUUUUCUCCAGUAUUUCUCAUGGGAGACGUGAAGAGUAAGAUGCCCUCUAAAGCUACUGUUACCUUCUCAAAUUUUAUGCUCUGGAAGAAUGGACAGAAAAGAACCUAAUCAGCCACUUUCCUCACUGGAAGGGCAGAAGUAAGAAUAGAAUAUCUCCCUAUAACACAAUUCAUUUCUUUAGAGUCUCAAAAGAAUACAUUAGAAGAGGAAAGUUAAAUGCAUGGGUGUAGAAAUGAAUUGGACUGUGGGUCCUUGGAGGGAACUUUGGAUCUAUUUUUCAGAUGGUCAGGUUUUUUCAGGAGUAGCAUAUUUGUUAUUCCCAAGCCUCCAUGAUUUAAUUCCCAUGAGUAAAUCAUUACUUUUUUCUUGUUUAUGUGGAAGAGCGUGGAAAUUUAGUUUUGUGAGAAUAUGAGGAAGCAAAUAUGAUUAUAAAUGAAAUGGUGGUUAUUUCUGUGUAUUAACUAAAAAUCCGUCCCAUGCUUUUGAUAGAGGAGGAAAUAUUUUGAACAUAAAGGGUCUCUUAGUAGGGCAAAAGUGCAAACUCCCCACGUCCUUAUUCUGGGUAGUCCAUGAAUUGUACUGGAUGAGUUUUGAGGAAUGUAGACCUUAUUCCUUUCUCUCCUGGGUAGCAUCCCUGUGGAGUUUGGGUUUGGCAAUCACACCUUAUGAAUUUUCAAUAAAUUUAUUUGUAAAACUGCAUCAUAUUUCUUUGCUAUUUAAAAUAUAGGGAUCUUUUGAGAAAGAAUGGUUAGACCCAGGAUAGGCUGAGAAAGACAGAACUAAAAUGUGGUCCAUCAAGACAAAGGAAGCUACUUGGUUAAUAUUUAUUUUCUAAAAACAAUGUCUCACAAAUGUUUCAUUAAUUCUAGAGGGGUAAAAAGGGCUGAGAUUUGUCAAUAGCACUAGAUGUUUUUCAUUUGAAAUAUUAUUCACACAGAAAAUCCAUACAGAUAGAGUAGAAUAUAGAAAAAUCACAAGGCCAUAAUUUUAAUGAAAGGCAUUUCUUCCUUGUUUCAUUAUAUAUAAAGGUUAGAGGAGAGGAAACAAAACAAUCACUCUAAGACAACAUUUCGACUUUAAGGGAUGUUUAUAGAUAAUCUGAAAUUAAUACUCACAGGGUGUUAUGUUUUCCCAUCAACCUGUUUAAGAAAUUCUAAAAUGUUGUUGGAGUUAUUUAAUUUUUAUUAAGAAGAGCAAAAUAACAGUUUAGUCAGAUAACUUAUUUCAGAUAGUGAGGUUGACUGAGAACAGGAGGUGUGCUGAACAAGUGCAAAUAGCAAUUGUUGAAAUGUCAACUCCUGGGGUUUAAUUUAACCAAGUGAAUUUGCUAGCCAGGGGAUAGCCAGCAAUAGGAGUUCCAUCAAUACCUGAGUUCCAUCAAGAACUGAAACCACUUUUUGGAGUAUUAUGGAGACUGUUACCAUGACCUCAAAGACUGUGGCUAUGAAUUUGAAAUGAACAAAGUAUAUACAUCUUCUCUUAAUAACUUAAGCCAUAUCUAUCAUCUCUGUUUUUGAUUUUUUUUUUACCCUGGUGCUUUUACUUCUGUUUCAGCCAAACUUCAGCCUACUCUAUGGGGAAGGUGAGUAAAACUCAUGGUAGGACAAAUAUGAAGACUCUUAAUCAUACUCUUGAGAAUGAGAUCCUAUUCAGAGAACAGUGAUUAAAAUGCAAACUGUUGGAAAAUAUAGAUAUAUGUACAUCUGUACAUGUAUAUAGUGUAUAAUAUGUAUGUAUAUGUUAUUGCUCAUAUGCAGAAAUCUAUCCAUUUGCAGACAGCCCAGGCGGGUCAGUUUUUCUAUUGGAAAACCAUUUCGGGCCAUUCAAAACCAUGAGGCUAAUUCGUGGAGACAAAUUCUACUCAUGUGGGAAUUCAUUUGCUGUCUUUUGAAGUCCACAAAGCCAAAGUAACAAAGUGUGAUACGUAGUGGGACCAUCAUUCAGUCUGUUCUGUUUCCCUGGAGUCAGAUAUAUCUUUGCAGUUGAAUUAUUAUUAGUGGGUUUGCAAACUGCAUUGGCACCUUUUGGUUUUGAGUGGCCCCUUCCCCCAAAAUCUUUUGAGAAUUUGCAGUGGGCUUCUCUGGCCAUUCAGAUAAAGGGCCUUAUCCAUAAGUGGACAGGUUUCCCCAUAGGGAUCAUUACACAUAUACAUAUAAGAACAUACUUCCAUCAGGCUUGUAACAAUUGAUUUUAAAUCACUCCACAGUAUUGAUAAAUAGCUCUAUAUUUUCAAGGUGCAGAAGAAUUCCACAGCCUUAAUUAUUUCAGUGUCUUGCUGGUCUGCCUUAAGUGUAUCUUCUGGGUUUUUGGUUGUUUAAUUUUUUUUAAAUUUUCUGCAGUUGUUCAUUUUGUAUGCACACAAUGUCGUUUUGUAAAGGUAGGUUGUAAAUAUUUUAUUUGUAAGUCAAAAUCACUCAUGUGUAAUGUUGUAAAGUGAUGACCUGCUGUCUUGUUAUUAUUACUAUGGUAAAUGUUAUAAGUUAUGGAUGAAACUUCAAAUGUACAUCUCACAUGUUAUGCAU